Messenger RNA from Pecten maximus, 2028 nucleotides. RefSeq names its product acetylcholine receptor subunit alpha-1-B-like. The transcript has a single exon. The record is from RefSeq and is a predicted model, not a curated record. Gene Ontology annotation, cellular component: neuron projection; membrane; synapse. Lineage: Eukaryota; Metazoa; Mollusca; Bivalvia; Pectinida; Pectinidae. Gene Ontology annotation, molecular function: neurotransmitter receptor activity; transmembrane signaling receptor activity; extracellular ligand-gated monoatomic ion channel activity. Gene Ontology annotation, biological process: monoatomic ion transmembrane transport; signal transduction; regulation of membrane potential. The coding region runs from base 83 to 1396 and encodes 437 amino acids.
CCCGAUUAAGCAAUCAAUACUCUUACGAAAAGGCACAUGAUUGAAAUUACUGUUCCUUUCGUGGACUAGUUUGGUGAUCAAUAUGUUACAAAUACAGAUUUAUGUACUAUUUUUCACCUUUGUUUCGCCAUCACAAUUUGUGGCUUCCCAGUAUUACGAUGACCUCACGACUCUCUUGGAUGAUAUGCUUGCUGCGAACGUCUACGAUAAAAGAGUGCGACCGAUUGUAAAACAAAAUGAAAGUUUGAUUGUUACUAUCAGCCUCUCACCAGUAGCGAUCACAGACAUUGACGAAGUUAAAGAGUCGCUAUCCACGGCAGCAUAUUUAGAUGUUGUUUGGAAAGACGAAUUUCUGAGAUGGACUCCGUCUAUGUAUAAUGAUAUUGAUCAUUUCUACAUAUCACAGAAAGACAUCUGGAUACCUGAUAUCGCUCUGAAAAAUGGAUUUACAAAACUGCAGAACUUGGGUGAAGAUUCUCUAUUAACAACGGUGGAAAAUAAUGGAAUUAUUAUUUGGAAACCGUUUGAGGUGUUCCAAACACAAUGUCCCAUCGAUACAAAAUAUUUUCCUUUCGAUCAACAGACAUGCAACAUCACAUUUGGAGUCUGGACAAGUGCUUCUGUUGAAAUUGAACUUAGACCAGAGGAAGGUGAACUAUGGUUGGGUGAAUAUCAGACCAACGGACAAUGGGAUAUGGUAAAGACAUCGGCACAUAAAAUACUAUCUAUUAACUCGCAAUCUGUAGUCACAUUUUCACUCAAGAUUAAGAGAAAACCCCAGUACAUUAUGGUUAAUGUAGUUUUACCGAUUAUCAUGUUGUCGAUUCUCUCUGCCUGUACGUUCCUUAUUCCUGCAGAGAGCGGUGAGAAAAUGGGCUACGCCAUGACUCUUUAUCUGUCAUUUGUUGUCUUUCUGACCAUCGUGAGUUCAUUACUUCCAGAAAAUUCGACAAUGUCGUUACUGUCAACAUACCUUGUGGUACUUCUGGCUAUUGGAACGACCAUCAUAAUAAUAACGGCCAUUCAACUACGCCUUCAUCAUCUGGACAGUUCUCGUGAAAUACCGCGAUUUGUAAGAUGUCUUGUGAGAAUGAGUAGUAGGUUGCAAUGUCGACAUUCGGUACAGAGGAUGAAAAAGUCUAACAGGGUGGAAGAAAUGCAAACUGAGAGAGUAUCGGCGGGGAGUGACAUUGAAAUGCAAGAUCUAGACGAUAAAACAGAAAUCCACUCUGGAUCAUCAAAUUCGAAAUCCGAAAUAGCGAUAGACGAUUCCAGUUGGGCGGAUGUAACGUCCGCGAUUGAUUUUUACUGUUUCUGGUUGUUUUCCAUUGCGAUUGUUAUAUCAACAGUCGUGCUGUUUGUCAGUGGUGUUAGCCAUAGCAGCGAAAUUAAGUAAUAUAGGUAGAAGAAAUUUGUGAUGUCUAUGUUUUUACCUGUGUUUUCUGAAAUUUUGAUGUUUUAUCGAGGUUUUUCUGUAAUUGUAUGUUUUUAUCCAUGUUUUCUGUCGUUGUAUGUUUUUUUUAUUGGUGUAUUCUGUAAUUAUAUAUAUUUAUCGGCGUAUUCUGUAAUUAUAUAUUUUUAGCGGUGUUUUUUUUUAUGUUUAUCGAUGUAUUCUGUCCUUGUAUGUAUUUAUCGGUGCAUUCUGUUAUUAUCUAAAGUUAUCUGUUAAUUCUGUAAUUAUAUAUUUUCAGCGGUGUUUUCGGUGUUUAUCAGUGUAUUCUGUCAUUGUAAGUAUUUAUUGAUGUAUUGUGUAAUAUAAAUAUAUAUAUUCAUCCCUUUUUGUUCGUGUUUUGCGGAAUAAUCAGUAAUUGGUUUUUUAUCGGUGUAAUUUGUAAUUGCAUGUUUUUAUCAGUGUUUUCUGUAAUUGUUUUUUUAUCUGGUCACUGUAAAUGUAUGUUUUUAUCGGUGUUUCUGUAAUUGUAUCAUUGUAUCGGUGGGUUUUUUGUAAUUGUAUUUUUUGGUUUUUUUUUGUAAUUAUGUUUUAUCAGCAGUAUAUAUCAUUGCGUUUGUAUCGGUUUUCAAUCGAAC